AUGGAGUCCACCACAGCAAACGAUGUGAUUAGAGAACUGGCUAUUAUGUUCGGAAGGUUCGGCAUCCCAUCGUUUAUUAGGGCAGAUAAUGCUCCUCAGUUUAGUGCUGAGUGCACAGAGUUAAAAGAGUUUUGUGAGUCAACUGGAUUCAAAAUUGUGAAUACAAUCCCUUACUGGCCCCAGUCGAACAGCGAGGUAGAGCGGCAGAAUAGAUCAAUUCUGAAACGACUCCGUAUCGCACAGGAGUUGUGUUUGGAUUGGAGAAAGGAAAAGCGUGAUUACAUAUUGACGUAUCAUUCGACGAAGCAUUCAUCUACAGGGAAACCACCGGAAGAACUUAUGUUUGGAAGGCGCAUCAAAAGCAAGGUACCAUCGAUCAUGAUCUUCAACGAGGAUGGCGCAGUACGUGAGCGUGAUGCAGUGGUAAAACAAAAAGGAAAGGACUAUGGAGAUGGUAAGCGAAAGGCCAAAAGCUCCAAAAUUAAGGAGGGUGAUACGGUACUGGCGAAACGUAUGCGGAAGAGUAAUAAGCUGGAUACUAACUUCAGUAACGAGGAGUACAUCGUGCAGAGCAAAGUUGGAUCUGAUACAAUUAUAAAAUCUACAAGCUCUGGUAAAGAGUACAGGCGAAACUCAGCUCAUUUGAAAAAAGUAUUAGAGAGCGUUGAAAAUAAAGAUUUAGAGGAUCCGCAAGAUGGCUCCGUUUCCGAACCACAAGUCCGAGAUGAUGAUCCUAUCGAUCCUUCUUCUGCAGGAGUACACAUGAAAAGAAUACGAAAAGCUCCCAGUAAAUAUGAUGAUUAUAUUGCUCAUUAA
Messenger RNA from Toxorhynchites rutilus septentrionalis, 816 nucleotides. RefSeq lists its product as uncharacterized. The record is from RefSeq and is a predicted model, not a curated record. NCBI's taxonomy places the organism in Eukaryota, Metazoa, Arthropoda, Insecta, Diptera, Culicidae. Gene Ontology annotation, molecular function: nucleic acid binding. Gene Ontology annotation, biological process: DNA integration. The transcript has a single exon. Bases 1 to 816 code for a protein of 271 amino acids.